AUGCUAAAGAGUCUGGAAAUGCAGAAGGUGCUGCGGAGGCACAGCGAGAGAGUGACCGGCGUCGCAUGGCCCCCGGAAGCCCAUUUCUCGGACAAAACCUUGUUGGCAACCGGCGCGGCGGACAAAGCCCGAGUGUGA
Messenger RNA from Ectocarpus siliculosus, 138 nucleotides. The record is from the annotation of a GenBank genome assembly. NCBI's taxonomy places the organism in Eukaryota, Phaeophyceae, Ectocarpales, Ectocarpaceae.